AUGAGGAAGGUGGUGUUGUUUACUGGGCAGUGGGUGGACAUGCCGUUCGCGGAGCUGUGCAAGCGGGCGGCGGCGAUGGGGUUCGAGGGGCUGGAGGUGGCGUGCGGGGGCGACCACCUCGACGUCCAGCGCGCGGCCGACGACCCCGCCUACGCCACCGCCCAGCGCUACACAGCCGCCGCCCACGGCCUGCAGAUCGUCGCCAUCUCCAACCACCUCGUCGGGCAAGCGGUGUGCGAUCGCAUCGAUGCACGGCACAGGGCCAUCUUGCCGGCCCGGGUCUGGGGCGACGGCGACCCGGAGGGCGUGCGGCAGCGAGCCGCCGAGGAGAUGCGGCUCACCGCCCGCGCGGCCGUCAACGUCGGCGUCACCGUCGUGACGGGCUUCACCGGUUCGAGCAUCUGGCACCUCGCCUACAGCUUCCCGCCCGUGCCUCCGGCCUGGAUCGACGAAGGGUACAACGACUUUGCGAAGCGCUGGCGGCCCAUCCUGGACGCCUUCGACCAGCUCGGCGUGGACUUUGCGCUGGAGGUUCACCCCACAGAGAUUGCCUUCGACGUGGCCAGUACCGAGCGGGCGCUGGCGGCCAUCGAGCGCCACCCGCGCUUCUGCUUCAACUUUGAUCCGAGCCACUUCGUCUACCAGAACGUGGACUACGUGCUUUUCGUCAGAAAGUUUGGGGACCGCAUCAGGAACGUGCACAUGAAGGACUGCUAUGUGUCGCCCACGCCGACGGAGGUGGGCACCUACGGCGGCCACGUCGCCUUCGGCGAUCACAGGCGGAGUUCUGACUCGCCCGACCACUUCAGCUGGAACUUCCGCAGCCUGGGCCGAGGCAGCGUCAAGUUUGAAGAAAUCAUCAGGGCUCUCAACGACGUGGGCUAUGCCGGCGCGCUCUCGGUGGAGUGGGAAGACACGGGAAUGGACCGUGAGCACGGUGCUGCCGAGUCGUGCCGGUUCGUGAAGCAGAUCAACUUCAAGCCCAGCGCCUUCGCCUUCGAUGCCCAGUUCAACCACCACCAGCCGACCACCGCCGGCCCCCAGUGA
Acanthamoeba castellanii str. Neff is the source of this 1047-nucleotide messenger RNA. Its product is annotated as xylose isomerase domain containing protein. Lineage: Eukaryota; Discosea; Longamoebia; Acanthamoebidae. The record is from RefSeq and is a predicted model, not a curated record. The coding region runs from base 1 to 1047 and encodes 348 amino acids. The transcript has 7 exons.